UCGCCAAUUUGAGCGCCCGUUCUCCUCCUUAUCAUCUUCUCCCGCACUCGUGCAAGAAGGUGCGUGAUUUUCCUUCCAGGAACAAGGUAAUUAAUACAUCUUGCAGAUCAUUUGUCAAGUCAUCGAACUCAAAACACCAACCGUCUAUGUAUAGCCGUGUAUCUGUCACUCUAUAUACCUUCAGUUUGGCGGUUAUUGCUACCUUUCUUCGUCCGCUACAACUACCCCACCCGUCAGUACGUCUUCCUACCCGUGGCAUUUUCUGUCCACUGACCACUGUGGCUUUCUGCAAUUCAUUUCCCUACCUUUAGAGUAGCGGUAGAUUAUGCCCAUAGGAGAAGACGUUAUGUUUGAAGAAUCGUGGAUAUCUCCCACCAUAGUGGUCGACGACGAUGCUAUAGAUAUCCAUGCAAAACAUCUCAACAAUAUAGCUAGUAACAUCGUGACUAACGCUACCAAACUUCAAUGUCCAACGUGUUUCAGUUUCUUUCCUGAAAAAGAUUUCGGCCGAUGCAUAGGCGCACCUGUAUCAGAAUUUCCUCUCCUCAUAGGGCAGAGUGGGACGAAUCCACGGAAACGGAAGCGGACGGAGACGCGGACUGCACAUGAGACGGCGCUCGCUCCGUGCCAUGCCUGUCUAGAUAAUCUUGGGGAAGAGGAAGGAGCAACAUGGGGUAGAUGCGACAACCCAAAAUGCUGGUCGCGAAGAGAAGAUGCCUUUACGAUAAAACCAACCUCAGACGGGGAUUUUUCGGAAGAUGAUCACAUUGAUUCCUUUUUCAGAGGGUCUAUGUUCAGACCUACUAUGCCUUUCGAUCCUUCUCGCGCCCAGCUAGACGGUAAACGGACGCUGGGCCUCGUCUGUCCCAAAUGUUCACCAGAGGGCGGACUAGGCUGUUCGCACAAAUGGAUUUGUGACAUAUGCGCGUUCUGGGAUAAGCACCCAUUGGUUUGGGAGUGCCCGGGUUGCUUGGACGAUUAUUGUGAUGAAUGCGAGGAGGUUUACUUUGGGGGGUUGACAGAAGAAGAACGAUGUUUCGAAUGUGGAAAGAGGGACUUAUGUAGGAGAUGUAGGGAAGGCUUGUCAUCACCCACGGAUAGCGACAGCGGACUCCACAACCUUGAUCUGAACAAGCAACUUUUCUCAUGGAGAUGUCGGUUAUGUAGUUCUCCUGUGUGUUCGGCCUGCAUUCCUGCUGCUCAUGCAAACGGGAGGAUUGACUCAUGUCGGAAUUGUUGCUCGCAUCUAUGCGGAGCGUGUCGCAGCGUAUUGGCCUGUCAGAGGUGUGGAGAGGAGAUGUGCCAGCUCUGCUUGAGUGAGUCUUUGAUAAUGCUUUGCCGCAAGUGCGAACAUGGCGGCUAGUCAUAUGCUCCACUGUUGUGGACUGCACC
Molecule: messenger RNA, 1392 nt
Organism: Lentinula edodes (shiitake mushroom)
Lineage: Eukaryota; Fungi; Basidiomycota; Agaricomycetes; Agaricales; Omphalotaceae
Exons: 2
Coding region: 326-1363 (345 amino acids)
Source: RefSeq, a predicted model, not a curated record